GCUCGGCGAGGCCACUUGUCCGCCCGCCCGGUGGAGACCGGGCAGCCCGCGCAGCCCCUGCCCGCUCGCCCCGGCGUCUUCCCGGCUCCCGGGCGCCAGAGCGUGCCGCGAGCCAACGGCGCGGCCACGGAGGCGCCGAGGAGGGGCGAGCCGCCGCCUUCGGGGGAAAGGGCGCCCGAGCGGCGGCGGCGGCGGGGCGCGGAAGGCGUCGCGACGCGCGAUGGCAGCGGCGGCUUAGCCCGGCGGGCGCGGAGCAGCCCCGACCUGGGGCUGGCCAGACGGGGCGGCGGGGCCGGGGACGCCGCCCGCCCCGGCGAGAUGAGCGCGGAGGCGGCCGAGGGCAUCACUUUCUCCGUGCCCCCUUUCACCCCGUCGGGCCUCGGCGUCUUGGCCGACGCGAGCGGCGGGCGGCGGGCCGGCGGGGCGGCGGGGGGCGAGGGCGAGGACAAGAGCCCGCUGCUGCUGCCGCCGCCGCCCGCGGGCAGCUUCUGGAACGUGGAGAGCGCCGCCGCCCCGGGCCCCGCGUGCCCCGCGUGCCCCGCGUGCCCCGCCGCCUCGGCCGGCAGCAGCGCCACCCGGUGCCGGGGCACCUCGGGCGGCGGGGGCCGACGGACCACGGUCGCCUACGUGAUCAACGAGGCGAGCCAGGGGCAGUUGGUGGCGGCCGAGAGCGAGGCCCUGCAGAGCCUGCGCGAGGCGUGCGAGGCGGUGGGCGCCACCCUAGAGACCCUGCAUUUCGGCAAGCUGGACUUCGGCGAGACCACGGUUCUGGACCGCUUUUACAACGCAGAUAUUGCUGUUGUGGAGAUGAGUGAUGCGUUCCGGCAACCAUCCUUGUUUUACCACCUUGGAGUGAGAGAAAGUUUCAGCAUGGCCAACAACAUCAUCCUCUACUGUGAUACCAAUACAGACUCUUUGCAGUCCCUGAAGGAAAUCAUUUGUCAGAAGAACACUAUGUGCACUGGGAACUACACAUUUGUUCCUUACAUGGUGACACCACACAGCAAGGUGUACUGCUGUGACAGCAGCUUCAUGAAGGGCUUGACAGAGCUCAUGCAGCCCAACUUUGAACUGCUUCUGGGACCUAUAUGCUUACCUCUGGUGGAUCGUUUCAUUCAGCUUUUGAAGAUGGCACAAGCAAGUUCCAGCCAGUAUUUCCAAGAAUCCAUACUCAGUGAUAUCAGGAAAGCUCGUAACUUAUACACUGGUAAAGAAUUGGCCGCUGAACUGGCAAGAAUUCGGCAGCGAGUAGACAAUAUUGAAGUCUUAACAUCAGAUAUUGUCAUAAAUCUUUUACUUUCCUACAGAGAUAUACAGGACUAUGAUUCUAUUGUGAAGCUGGUAGAGACUUUGGAAAAGCUACCAACCUUUGAUUUGGCCUCCCAUCACCAUGUGAAAUUUCAUUAUGCAUUUGCACUGAAUAGGAGAAAUCUCCCUGGAGAUAGAGCAAAAGCUCUUGAUAUAAUGAUUCCCCUGGUGGAAAGUGAAGGGCAAGUUGCUUCAGAUAUGUAUUGCUUAGUUGGUCGAAUCUACAAAGAUAAAUUUUUGGACUCUAACUUCAUGGACACUGAAAGUAGAGACCAUGGAGCUUCAUGGUUCAAAAAGGCAUUUGAAUCUGAGCCAACCCUGCAGUCAGGAAUAAAUUAUGCGGUUCUCCUCCUAGCAGCUGGGCACCAGUUUGAAUCUUCCUUUGAGCUCCGGAAAGUCGGAGUGAAGAUAAGCAGUCUUCUUGGAAAAAAGGGAAAUUUGGAAAACCUCCAGAGCUACUGGGAAGUUGGAUUUUUUCUGGGGGCUAGUGUCUUGGCCAAUGACCACAUGAGAGUCAUUCAGGCAUCUGAGAAGCUCUUCAAACUAAAGACACCUGCAUGGUAUCUCAAAUCUAUUGUAGAGACCAUUUUGAUAUAUAAACAUUUUGUGAAAUUGACUACAGAACAACCUGUGGCAAAGCAGGAACUUGUGGACUUCUGGAUGGAUUUCCUGGUCGAAGCCACAAAGACAGAUGUGACUGUAGUUAGGUUUCCAGUAUUAAUAUUAGAACCAACAAAAAUCUAUCAGCCUUCAUACUUAUCAAUCAACAAUGAAGUUGAGGAAAAGACAAUAUCUAUUUGGCAUGUGCUCCCAGAUGACAAGAAAGGUAUACAUGAGUGGAAUUUUAGUGCUGCUUCUGUCAGGGGAGUGAGUAUUUCUAAGUUUGAAGAGCGAUGCUGCUUUCUUUAUGUGCUUCACAAUUCUGAUGACUUCCAGAUCUAUUUCUGUACAGAACUUCAUUGUAAAAAGUUUUUUGAUAUGGUGAACACCAUAACUGAAGAAAAGGGAAGAAGCACAGAAGAAGGGGAUUGUGAGGCUGACUCCCUGGAGUAUGACUAUGAAUAUGAUGAAAAUGGUGACAGAGUUGUUUUAGGAAAAGGCACAUAUGGAAUUGUCUAUGCUGGUCGGGACCUGAGCAAUCAAGUCAGAAUUGCUAUUAAAGAGAUUCCAGAGAGAGAUAGCAGAUAUUCCCAGCCUCUACAUGAAGAAAUAGCAUUGCAUAAGCAUCUGAAGCACAAAAAUAUUGUCCAGUAUCUGGGCUCUUUCAGUGAAAAUGGUUUCAUUAAAAUCUUCAUGGAACAGGUUCCAGGAGGAAGUCUUUCUGCUCUUCUUCGUUCCAAAUGGGGCCCACUAAAAGACAAUGAGCAAACCAUUGGCUUUUAUACAAAACAAAUACUAGAAGGAUUAAAAUACCUUCAUGACAAUCAGAUAGUUCACCGGGAUAUAAAGGGUGACAAUGUAUUGAUUAACACUUACAGUGGUGUUCUCAAGAUCUCAGACUUCGGAACAUCAAAGAGGCUUGCUGGCAUAAAUCCGUGUACUGAAACUUUUACAGGUACUCUUCAAUAUAUGGCACCAGAAAUAAUAGAUAAAGGACCAAGAGGCUACGGGAAACCAGCGGACAUUUGGUCUUUGGGCUGCACGAUCAUUGAAAUGGCCACAGGGAAACCGCCCUUUUACGAACUGGGAGAACCACAAGCAGCUAUGUUCAAGGUGGGGAUGUUUAAAGUCCACCCAGAGAUCCCAGAGUCCAUGUCAGCAGAAGCCAAGGCAUUCAUAUUGAAAUGUUUUGAACCAGACCCUGACAAGAGAGCCUGUGCUAAUGACUUACUUAUUGAUGAAUUCUUAAAAGUCUCAAGCAAAAAGAAAAAGGCACAACCUAAGCUUUCAGUUCUUUCAGCUGGAUCAAAUGCAGAGUAUCUGAGGAGCAUUUCCUUGCCAGUACCUGUCCUGGUGGAGGACACAAGCAGCAGCAGUGAGUAUGGCUCUGUUUCUCCCGACACGGAGCUCAAGGUGGACCCCUUCUCCUUCAAAGCAAGAGCCAAGUCCUGCGGAGAAAAGGACGUCAAAGGAAUACGGACACUCUUUUUAGGCAUUCCAGAUGAGAAUUUUGAAGAUCACAGUGCUCCACCUUCUCCUGAAGAAAAAGAUUCUGGAUUCUUUAUGCUGAAGAAGGACAGUGAACGACGGGCCACCCUCCAUAGGAUCCUGACAGAAGACCAAGACAAAGUCGUGAGAAACUUAAUGGAAUCUUUGGCUCAGGGGGCCGAAGAGCCUAAACUAAAAUGGGAGCACAUCACAACCCUCAUUGCAAGCCUCAGAGAAUUUGUGAGGUCCACUGACAGAAAAAUCAUAGCUACCACGCUCUCAAAACUGAAGUUAGAGCUUGAUUUCGACAGCCACGGCAUUAGUCAGGUCCAGGUGGUGCUCUUCGGUUUUCAAGACGCCGUCAAUAAAGUUCUUCGGAAUCAUAACAUCAAGCCACACUGGAUGUUUGCUUUAGACAGUAUCAUCAGAAAAGCGGUGCAGACAGCUAUCACCAUUCUGGUGCCAGAAUUGAGGCCACAUUUUAGCCUAGCCUCUGAGAGCGACACUGCUGAUCAAGAAGACUUGGACGUAGAAGAUGACCAUGAGGAACAGCCAUCAAACCAGAAUGCACGAAGACCUCAUGCUGCGGCUGCGGCUGCUGCCCCGGCUGUUGUGGAGGAUCCUGUGGCUACUUCAGGGGUGAGCACGCUCAGUUCCACAGUGUCUCAUGAUUCCCAGAGUGCUCACCGGUCACUUACUAUGCAGCUGGGGAGGAUGAAGAUUGAAACCAAUAGAUUACUAGAAGAAUUAGUUCUUAAAGAGAAGGAAUUACAAGCACUCCUUCACAGAGCAAUUGAGGAAAAAGAACAAGAAAUUAAGCACCUGAAGCUUAAAUCCCAACCAAUAGAUAUUUCUGGGUUGCCCAUGUGUCACCUAAGUUUCCCUGGCACAGAUAUCGAAGAUUCUGAACUUACUGAUUGGCUGAAAGAAAAUGGCGCUGAUGAUUAUACUAUACGUCAGUUUGUGACUGAGCGCUACUCACUGGAAGAUAUCCUUUUCUGUGUCACACGGGAGGAUCUAAAAUGUCUGAAACUAAGGGGAGGGAUUCUCUGCACACUGUGGAAGGCCAUCUCUGACUUUCGGGACAAGAAUAUGUGACUGUCACUCAAUUUGUUUCCAACCUUGUGUGAAGACUCUACAAAUGAACCCAGAAUUGAUCUUCUUAGGGGCGAGAAUAUCAAAGUGAGAGGAGAAAGAAGCUGCACUUUAAAUCCAGUAUUUGUUUACUCAUGUUAAAAAAAAUACACUGAAAUUUCCUAACUGCUUCUACUUCUGUAAUUCAUAUGGACACUCCAUUCGGACAUUCCAAAUAAUCCUACACAUUAGAGUGUUGAAUGUUGAGGAUUAUUUUAGUCCAAACAUUUUUAUGGAAUUAUUUUAAGAAUCAGCAGCCAUUUGCACUUCAACCAAAUGUUUAUUUCACACAAAAGGAUGUAAUAUUUCAUGUGAUUGUGCAUCACUGGAACAAAACCAAAAUGUGACCAUAAUUGUUGUAAGCUUAUAUGUGCUUAUAAUAUGCUCUGACAAUCUGAGUAAAGAUGCAUAGUUUUGAUUAUUGUAUAGUUGAUGUUUUCUGUUAAGUGUGCAGAACCUCAGAACAAUGUUUUUACUUAUGGAUCUGUACUAAUUGUUAUAUUUACUAUAUUUUGUAACUUAAGUUUCUUGCCUAUAGUCUAUUGGUUUGAGUCAUUUAUGUACUACUGAACUGUACCAGUUGCACCUGCGUGAAUCAUAGUAAUGUUAGCUUGUUCUAAAGCUACCUAUUGUGUCAUAUUUACUCUAAAAAGUAAAGAGACUCUCAAUACAUGGUUUUGAUCAAGUCUUAUUAUUUUGUUUGGAUAAGCUAGAUACUGUAUCAAAAUUCUGGUGAUUCAGAUACACCUUUAAAUAGAAUAUAUUCUCUAUUUAAAGUAAUCAAAGUACAACUGAUACCCAAUUGGAUUCUCAGGGAGUAUGGUAAGACAUAGAUAGGAUGCGGGGAAAGUGAAUGAAAGUCAGUAUAGUUUUCUUGAGACCUAAAUUAACUUUCUGUCCAUUUGUUUUCAGGCCACACCUGGUAAUGCUCAGGGCUUACUCCUGGCUCUAGGCUUAGGGAUAACUCUGGUGGGUUUAGGGGUCGGGCAAGGGAUUACAUAUGGUGUCAAGUAAUGAACUGGGGUUAGCCUCAUGCAGGGCAAAAGCUUUAACCCCUGUAUCUCUCCUACCCCAGCCCAAGUUAUCUUGAACCUGUUCAUCCUGUAGGAUAAGGUAAUGUGCUGUUCAUACAGUAAGACAUAUAUAACAAAACUGUAUAAGAGUAGUCAUCUUUAUUUUUAUGUGAAAAUCAAGAUACAAUAUUUUUACAUUGUGUCAGAGUAUACUAAAAACUUAUCAGUACUUUCUCAUUCAAUAUAAAAAUACAACUCCAGCUCUUUUUUUUAUAUAUAUAUAUAUCCUGUUCCUGAGGCCAGGGAGUUACCUGUCGCAUCCUAUGGGCAAGUUUCUAAGGUUAUUAGGUAUAAAUUAAAUGAGAUCAUUUCACUCAUACUGAAACUCAAAGGAAACUUUUUUAUUAAGCCACACGUGAUCCCUCUAGUUCUACUGGCUGUUUCUUUUGGAUCACCUAUACAAUCAAGUUUCCUCGCUUCACUCAACUCUUUAAUUAUAUGGUCUUUCCUUGGGUUCCUCCUCCUACCAUAUCUGUAUGAGUAAAUAUUCCUCUAUUCUUUUAUUAUGCAUAGUAUCUGCCAAACCAACAGCGUUAAUCUUUUUUCAGAGUUUUGUGUCUUAUCCAUAAAAUAAGGCAUUCCUGUUAUGAUCCAAGCCUCAUGUAAAGUCUGAACUUGAAUGGCUUUUGUUAGUCUGAAUCUAGCUUCAUAUUAAAAUAUCCUGGAUGCUUUUCAUAAAAUAUAGAUGCCACCACCGCAGAAAAACUUUUUAUUAGUUUCUGGGCCACGGAGAUCUUUUUUAAAGGUUCUUCAGAUGAUUUAACAGUCAAGUCCCGUCUCCUUAUUUCAGGUGACAUCUGGAGGUAUGAAUGGAGAGCCUUUCCACAGAGGUGGUAGAAAAUGAUUACUAUUCACUGUUCAUUUGGUAUGGUGUCUAAGUACUUUGACUUAGAGCAAAAGUAACUCUUUUGACCUAGGGCAAAUUAACUUCUCCAAGACUUAGGUUUUUUUUUUUUCUGCUAUGAUAGAAAUAAUAUACCUUCCUCAUAGGAUUAUUUGAAGACUUAAAUAAAACAGAUGAGACACAGUGCAAUGCUUAGCAGAAAGCACUGAGAUGUUGCCGACUGCUGUUAUUUAUUGUAAUUCAUUUAAAAAUAUACAAAUACUGGGUGCACUGCACAUGGUGCAUAAACAGGACACAGUGCUUAUACCUAAAAUUCACUGACUGAGAUGGAAGCAAGAUGAAGCAGAAAUGGCAUUUGUGUAGUUUAGUGCUAUUGUUAGACCUGACUGCCAACUGGAAGUCAAGAAAAGCUUUCCUGAGGAGUGUUGGUCUAUAACUCAAGUCCAGAAGAUGGUGUACAGCGAAACAGGAAUUUGCCAGGAAAGGUGGAUCCAUGGUUUUUUUCAAAGCACAUUUUGAUCUCCAAAUUCUGUAGCUGAAUAUGUGAUUUCAUUCAUUCCUAAGUCAUCAUGUGAAACUGUGGUAACAAGAUGUUUUAAGCCACUGGAGUUCCUACUAUGUGCAAAGCACUGUGGCAGCAGGAGUGAUCAGCAUAGUGCCCACCAAGUUCAGAGUGCAGGCAAUGCUCAGAAUGUAUCAAGGACAUCGGCAAUCUGUCAAAUGAAAGAGAUGACUCCUGAAUCUAGGGACACCCUGUGAGAAAUAUUGGAUAGGGUCUCUGCCACCAAGUAAUAGAAUGAAGAGACUAGCAAAACUAAGUCACAUUCAGUCUUUGCUAAAGGUUGAAUGAUUAGCCAACCGAGAACCCCCUGGAGAGACUAGCGAGGACAGACAGUCUUGUAGGAAUUGAGAGGUAGAACAGGCUUCAUGGCCAAGAGAUCGCAACAGAGACCUUGGAGGAAAGGAAUUGUUAAAUAGCCUAGAAAUGGGGGAAAAGAAAUUCUGGGGAGAGAGCUACAGAAACAAAUGCAGAAACUGACCGGGUUUGAUCCCCGGCAUCCCAUAUGGUCCCCCAAGCACCACCAGAAGCAAUUCCUGAAUGCAGUGCCGGGAGUAACCUCUGAACAUCGCCAGGUGUGACCUCACCCCAAAAAAGAAAAGUGGGAAAUGGGGCCAGAGCUUGGGGACGAGGGAUGAGAUUGAAAAGAUGGUCAGUGGAGUGAAUAAUUGCAGAAAUUAAGACUAUUAAAGAGGAACAAGGGAAGAGUGUAUAUAAAGUGACUACAUAUUAACUUAGUGAAAUUGAGUUGGGUGAGGUAGAAGGAACAAACUGGACAGAAUAAUUCCAUGAUCAGGAUCUGGUAGGCAUUAGAGCAGGAAUUGAGAGGGCAGAAUUGAAACAAAGGAUGGACAAUAUUAGGCAAAUUUCUCCAAGAACAGGCAAGUGUGAAGAGGGAACUGAUAAGAAUACACUGACAAAAGUGCACAGAGGAUAUUAGCGGAACCCUGUGCUUACUCUACGAUGUCAAAAAAAAGUGCACAGAGAUCAUUGAGGAUAUGGAAUUUAGUACUAAGAUCAAGGGUAUAUAGUAGUUUGGAGUUAGGAGUCAUCCAAAUAAAAAUAAUAGUAAAAUGGAGAAGCUGGGAGUUUCAAGGGCUUUCGGUGGGGAAAAAAAUAAUUGUACAUAAUAGGAUUAAUAAUAGUCAAUAAUAGGAUUCUUAAGAGAGGCUGUGGCCUGAAAUGGAAUAGAAGAAGGUUUCUGAAAGGUUUAGGAAGAAGAAAGAAUUUAAGUCAGCAAAGGGGAUAAAAGGUCUAAUUACAGAGUAAUAAGAUAGCCUGGUAAUAAGAGGAAGACAAUCAGAAGGUCCAAUAUUGCAGAAUCUAGCAGAUAGUGGAUUAAAUCUUCUCUCGUAGGUGCUGCAGAGAUAGUCCAGCAGGCAGGGCACUUGCUUUGCACACAGCCCACCCAGGUUCAAUUUUGGGCAGCACAUAUGGCCCCUUCCUUGAUCCCUGCCAGGAAUGAUCCCUUAGCGCAAAACCAGGAGUAAAGUAAGCUCUGACCACCACCUGGUUUGGCACAAAAAAAUAACAAAGACAUUCUCUCUCUCUCUCUCUGUCUCUCUCUGUCUCUCUCUGUCUCUCUCUGUUUCUCUCUGUUUCUCUCUCUCUCUCUCUCUCUCUCUCUCUCUCUCUCUCUCUCUCUCUCUCUCUCUCUCUCUCUCCCCCCUCAUAUUUUUAGAGAUAGUCAAGAAAGAUUGGUUAAAAACAUACAACAAUAGGGAUCAAAGACAUAGUACAGCAGGUAGGGCUUUUGCCUUGCACACAGCCAACCUGGGUUUGAUCCCCAACAUUGGUCCCCCGAUACUGACAGGAGUAAUUCCUGAGCAUUGCCAGGUGUGAUCUAAAAAGCCAAUAAAUAAAUAACAGCACUGAGAUGUCAUACCUUUAUUACCUUUGGUGAAAGUGUAUACAGGUAGGCUUGAGGGUAGAAAGUCAGUUCAGAAUCAGAAUCCUAAAUUUGUUUGGAUAGAGCCCUGAGUGAAAAGGACAUAGGGUAAAGGACGAGAUUUUAGAGGAGGCAGGAGGGAAACAGAUGGUAUAGGCGGCCCAGCUCUUCCCCCUGGGAAGUCCUUGAGAUUUUGAGGAAUCAGAUUUUGGAAUAGAUGUGGGAGCUCAAGACAGAUGGCUUUCUUGUUCUAAAUCAAGUACAACACAAAGUACGGGAUGGUGUGUGAUAUUUAGCAGAUGUCCAUUCCAGUGUAUUCAUCAAAACCACUCCAUUGCAGAUAGGCAUUGAGUCUGGAACAGUUUGUACAGGGCCUCAGCGCAGGUUUUUGGUGAGUUUCUUGUUGUAACUUUUGUGUAACUGUGACAGAUUCUAACAUAAGUUAGCAAAAGAAUGUGAGAAGUCAUCCUUAAGGAGUGGUAGCAGAAGGGUUAGUCGAACCUUCUGAUUAAGUAGACAAUCAGAAGGCUUGAA
Molecule: messenger RNA, 9428 nt
Organism: Sorex araneus (European shrew)
Lineage: Eukaryota; Metazoa; Chordata; Mammalia; Eulipotyphla; Soricidae
Gene: MAP3K5
Product: mitogen-activated protein kinase kinase kinase 5
Exons: 30
Coding region: 319-4494 (1391 amino acids)
Biological process (GO): protein phosphorylation; MAPK cascade; cellular response to stress
Molecular function (GO): MAP kinase kinase kinase activity; ATP binding
Source: RefSeq, a predicted model, not a curated record